Messenger RNA from Cryptomeria japonica (Japanese cedar), 2389 nucleotides. Its product is annotated as elongator complex protein 3. Gene Ontology annotation, cellular component: elongator holoenzyme complex; cytoplasm; nucleus. The coding region runs from base 308 to 2023 and encodes 571 amino acids. NCBI's taxonomy places the organism in Eukaryota, Viridiplantae, Streptophyta, Pinopsida, Cupressales, Cupressaceae. Gene Ontology annotation, biological process: tRNA wobble base 5-methoxycarbonylmethyl-2-thiouridinylation. The transcript is spliced from 9 exons. Gene Ontology annotation, molecular function: acyltransferase activity, transferring groups other than amino-acyl groups; iron-sulfur cluster binding. The record is from RefSeq and is a predicted model, not a curated record.
CGUUUUAAUAUUGAAAACGAUUGGAACUUAAUACUUGCAACAUAAAUUUUGUAAUUGACGGGAUUUGUGAGACUUUCCAUGGAUGAAAACACAUUACCUGAGCAAGCACCGAUUUUUUUUCACUGGCACAGAAAUUGCAUCGUUUUCUGCUAGAGAUUUUCUGAAUCAGUUUCCAACUUCUUCUCCUAACGUUCAAAUUUGUGUUAAUAAAUACAAAUCUCGUGGAAAAACUUGGGAAUUUAAGCACGGAGAUCGGUUUCAAUCGCUAGAAAUCGAAACCUAUAUUGAGCUCUAAAUCCUCGAAGAUAUGGCAGCGGUAGAAAUAGAAACCAUGGCAAUACCAGUGCACGCCAAACCAAAGAAAAAACCCACGCCUGGUCGUGGCGGCGUGCUUUCGCACCAGUUAACAGAGGAAGAAGCGAGGGUUAGAGCCAUAGCAGAAAUAGUAGGAGCCAUGGUGGAAGGAUGCCGCAAGGGCGAGGACGUGGACCUCAACGCUGUGAAAGCGAAUGCCUGCAGGCGCUACGGCUUAUCCAGGGCACCGAAGUUGGUCGAAAUGAUUGCUGCUUUGCCAGAGAACGACAGGGCGAUGGUGCUACCCAAGCUUAGGGCGAAGCCCGUGCGCACUGCUUCCGGCAUUGCCGUUGUCGCCGUCAUGUCGAAACCCCAUCGCUGCCCUCACAUUGCCACCACUGGAAAUAUUUGUGUUUACUGCCCCGGCGGACCUGAUUCGGAUUUCGAGUACAGCACGCAGUCUUACACGGGCUACGAGCCUACCAGUAUGCGUGCCAUUCGAGCCAGAUAUAAUCCGUAUGUUCAGGCAAGGGGUCGGAUAGAUCAACUGAAGCGAUUAGGUCAUAGUGUGGACAAGGUGGAGUUCAUUUUGAUGGGAGGUACUUUCAUGUCUUUGCCAGCUGACUAUCGUGAUUAUUUUAUACGAAAUCUCCAUGAUGCUUUAUCUGGUCACACCUCAUCAAAUGUGGAGGAAGCUGUGCAUUAUUCAGAACAUGGUGCUACCAAAUGUAUUGGCUUGACCAUUGAAACGAGGCCUGAUUACUGUCUUGGACCUCAUCUACGACAAAUGUUAUCUUAUGGAUGCACACGACUGGAAAUCGGAGUCCAGAGCACUUAUGAGGAUGUUGCCCGUGACACCAACAGGGGUCACACUGUAGCUGCAGUAACUGAUUGCUUUUGCUUGGCCAAAGAUGCUGGUUUCAAGGUGGUUGCACAUAUGAUGCCCGACCUGCCAAAUGUUGGUGUGGAGCGAGAUAUGGAGAGCUUCAGAGAGUUCUUUGAGAAUCCUUCUUUCAGGGCUGAUGGCCUUAAGAUUUACCCUACUUUAGUGAUUCGUGGAACUGGACUCUAUGAACUCUGGAAAACUGGCAGGUAUCGGAAUUACCCUCCAGAACAGCUUGUGGACAUAAUUGCAAGGGUGUUAGCUCUAGUACCACCUUGGACUCGGGUCUACCGUGUCCAAAGGGAUAUUCCAAUGCCUCUUGUAACUUCUGGUGUAGAAAAGGGUAAUCUUAGGGAAUUAGCUUUGGCACGUAUGGAUGACUUGGGAUUGAAAUGCCGCGAUGUUAGAACUCGUGAGGCUGGUAUUCAGGAUAUUCAUCAUAAAAUAAGACCAGAGGAAGUAGAGCUUGUACGCUGUGACUAUGCUGCAAAUGAAGGCUGGGAAACAUUCCUUUCAUAUGAGGAUAUACGGCAGGAUAUUUUAGUUGGUUUAUUGCGCUUGAGAAAAUGUGGCUGCAAUACAAUGUGCCCGGAGCUAAAGGGUAGGUGCUCGAUUGUUCGUGAACUUCAUGUUUAUGGGACUGCUGUGCCAGUUCAUGGACGUGAGGCUGACAAAUUGCAACAUCAGGGUUAUGGGACACUUCUUAUGGAAGAAGCUGAGAGGAUUUCACGGAAAGAACAUAGAUCAACAAAACUAGCUGUGAUAUCAGGUGUAGGAACAAGACAUUAUUAUCGAAAGCUUGGUUACGAGCUUGAAGGCCCGUACAUGGUAAAAUGUCUUAACUAAUAGGUUACAAGGAUUCAAUCUGUACCAUAUUCUCAGUUACGAUUUGUUAGGAGCAAUCUACUAUGCUCAGGCAUGGAGCACUACCUUGUUAAGUGCUUUAAUCAUUUUUGUGUACUGUUCCAAUUAAGCGCAUGGCCAGUUAUAGUACUAGGAACAGCCAAUAAUUUGCUGGGCUGCAAGUUGUAAUUGUAUCAAAAAAGUUACACAAUCUCGGUUUCUGGCACUGGUGGUCUUUUUUGCUUAAAUAUCUCUUGUAAUAUGUCUGGUUAUUCGGUGGCUUUUAGUGUCAUUUAAUUUUCAAUUUGUUUAUAAUUAAUGUAUUCAGAACGUUUUUUGGAUAAAUAAUAGAUUUCACAUUUUCAUGUU